AUGGCUGCUACUGUGGCAUCCAGAGACUCUGUUCUGCGUGUCACUCCUUCAUCCCCAGGAGGUUUUGGGGCACGGUCACCAUCAGAACUCCCAUUGCAUUGGAAAAUUGAGGAACUCGAGAACUUUCUGCUCAUAGCUUGGCAGAAAGAUGUCAAAUGCAUGAAGAUCAAGAAGGAGGAGAAUAAUAUGAAGUUCAAGGCUCACUGCUGCAGGUACCUCCACACCCUGCUCAUCACAGACAAGGACACCACAGAGAAGCUGCAGCAGUCUCUGCCUCCUGGUUUGGCAGUGAAGGAGCCAAAAUGA
Molecule: messenger RNA, 306 nt
Organism: Acomys russatus (golden spiny mouse)
Lineage: Eukaryota; Metazoa; Chordata; Mammalia; Rodentia; Muridae
Product: 60S ribosomal protein L38-like
Exons: 3
Coding region: 1-306 (101 amino acids)
Biological process (GO): translation; protein-RNA complex assembly
Cellular component (GO): cytosolic large ribosomal subunit; ribosome
Molecular function (GO): structural constituent of ribosome
Source: RefSeq, a predicted model, not a curated record